Molecule: messenger RNA, 240 nt
Organism: Gongylonema pulchrum
Lineage: Eukaryota; Metazoa; Nematoda; Chromadorea; Rhabditida; Gongylonematidae
Source: the annotation of a GenBank genome assembly
GUGCAAAUUCGACCGUGGCGCCUUGCAGAUGCGGAUUAUGUUGUGGAAGCCAGCAUACCACUCUGCCCUCGCCGAACAGUAUUUGUUGGCGGAGUGCCACGACCCAUCAAAGCAGUGGAGCUGGCACAUAUCAUGGAUCGCCUGUACGGAAGUGUAGCGUGCGCCGGAAUCGAUACCGAUGUCGAAUACAAAUAUCCAAAAGGCAUGCUUGCAAAUAAAGCAUCUAAUUUCACUUUCUAA